AUGCUUGGAUUCAUGAUGGAAUUGCUUCGUCAGCAGAGAGAGAUGAUGGCAAUGAACCAGCAGCUCGUUGCGAUGCUCCGGAGAAUGGAUCUGGAGGAAGAGAGAAGGAACAAAGCGGAAGAGAAAGUUCUUGAGGCAGCUGAAGCGGCCAAGCAGGCAGCAGAGGCAGCUAAGACUCGGGACCCCUUCCAGCCGAGCACUGCUCCCGCGAGCAGUUCUGCCGCUAGUUCGGCAGCUCCGGCAGUUCCGUCUCCCUCCGGGUACUCUGGUGCUGGAGGCCGUGCAGAGAAGUAUCUGCCGAACCUUCCGGUGAUAGACCAUCAAGGCAUGGGGAAAGGGCGCAUGAAGGAGGUAGAGACUUGGCACUCCUUUAUGGAGACGCUGAGUUCCUGGCUUGCCCUGCAGGAAGAAGCGUUUGUUCGGGAACUGCAGCUUUGUAUCCCUGUGAAGAAGGAGAUUGUGCAAGCUGACUUGAAUCCCGAGACUGCCGCACGUAGCUCCAAGCUGUUCUACUACCUGACGCAGUCCCUCGCCAAGUGGGAGCGGGGAAGCGAGCUCUUGAGGUCCUGCUCGAAGAGGCAGGGGCAGAGCGCCUGCGGCUACGAGGUGAUUAGAACGAUUACCUCUCAGUACCGUGUCGCGGAUUCGUUUUCGAAGUCUGAAGCGAAGCUGAGCAACUUUCCGGAGCUUCUGCUGUCUGAGGCUGAUCGCUGCUCUGUCCUGUUACAGAGCUUGGGUGCAGAAGUACGUCAGUACGUGGUACUGCACGGGUCCAGCUCGAACUGGGAAGCUCUUCGAAGGACGCUGACUUACUACGAGGAGCAGCUGCGACUGUGUGAGGCUCCUGGGUCUUCGGGCCGAGCCUUGCAGGAGAAGCUUUGCGACUACUGCGGGAAGAAGGGACACACAGCCGACAAGUGUUGGCAGCGCCAAAAGGAAGAACGUGAACGCGGUGGUGCUCCGAAGGGCAAAGGGAAAGGAGGCAAGGGCGACAAAGGAAAAGGAAAGCCGAAAGGCAAAGGCGACCAGACUCCCAAGGGAUCUGGUACGCCCCGUGGUUCCGAGAAGGGCAAGGGCGACAGAGGAAAAGAAGAGCAUCAAGCUGAUGGGCGCUUCGCGCGCCUGGUGGGCUCUGAGCGGGAGGUCCAAGGGCCGGGGGAAAGAGAAUUCUUCCAGACGCCCCCCGAAAGGGAUCGAGGAUAUGGAGAUAGAUGCCUUGAAGGACCGCGACCUGCUAGGAUCGAGCAAGGAGUCCACCGCAGGACCCCAGAAGCCUGGAGAAGGAAUCCUGAAGAAAGGAAGAAAGACUUCGGAAGAAGACGAGUCUGGCCGCCACGCUUUGGCUGCCACUCCUUUUGGGUUUCUGCUUCGGGGUCUUAG
Messenger RNA from Symbiodinium sp. CCMP2592, 1380 nucleotides. NCBI's taxonomy places the organism in Eukaryota, Dinophyceae, Suessiales, Symbiodiniaceae. The record is from the annotation of a GenBank genome assembly.